Astrephomene gubernaculifera is the source of this 4412-nucleotide messenger RNA. Lineage: Eukaryota; Viridiplantae; Chlorophyta; Chlorophyceae; Chlamydomonadales; Astrephomenaceae. The record is from the annotation of a GenBank genome assembly.
GGACCGAGCUACCCAGCGAAGCACGCUUUGCAGAUGGUAUGCAGCGCAUCGUAUGCACCGUGCGUGCAAGACUAGAUGCAAUUGCACGUACCGUAUUACCCUUAAGGAUUCCCUGACAACCCGUCAACUUUCCUGUCUACCGCUCUCUUUUCUUUCAAUCUACCAUCUACUACUUACGGAAAAUAUUGAUAGGAUAUUACUUCAGUUCCUUAAUGUCAGUUACACCCAAACUUUCAAACUUGGCUGUCGCCAUUGCACAGACGGCUUUCCGGGACCGAAGAGUUAAGCUUUCUGGGAGAUAUCGUUUGCUUUAAUAACUGUAAUUGUACCACCACACCUGCGCCCGGUUCCCCUGGUCUCUCCAAGCGGCAACUCAACAUUCGCUGCAAAACGACUAGAGUGAAAGGCCAUACGGGCGAGUAGACCGCAUCGGAUUCGAACGCAACGGAAGAACUUUCCAUGAAGACAACAGGAAACAACGCGGCAAACAGGAGGAAGACGUCUGGUGAUAGAUUAUCGAGAGAAGCCUUGGCUUUAUUGAACUCUUCCAACCUCCUUGACCGGCCGUCUGGGUCUGCGGAUGUUAAGCCUGAGCCAGACCUACCUAUUCGGGUCCCCACCAAAGGCAAAAAGGGUCUCUCAGCUCCACCAGCACCAGAGAUCCAUCCAGAUUCCUCGCAGCCCCUGCAAAAUGAGCAGCGCGGGGAAGACUUGUUCGUUCAACCAGGAGCCCGGGAAAAGAAAGGAACGAGCAGCAAGCGUCCAGAGCCGCAUGGAUCGCAGCCCGACACGGACGCUGCAUGGGACGUCAGCAAGGCCAAGAAGCACAAGUCGAGUCGUAACUCAGAAGUCGAGAACCAGAAACCGGGAGGGGGUGACAAUGCAGGUGCCGGUCCUUCAUCCGGCGACAAGGAUGGCGCUCAUGCGCCUCGUGUAAGCGGCCCCAAUGGAGAUGGCGACCCAUCAAAGAAGCGCCAGCGGCACAGCAAAAGCAAAGACCGUAGCCGCCAUGAGGGGCAGGAAAAAGAGCCAGCAACACGGUCCCUUAAUGGAGCAGACGGAGGCGCCCCCAAUAGCGUAGCCGCUGCUGACGCUGAUAGGCAUGCUGCAGGCGGUAGUGGAGCCGCUAACAAGCGCAACUCAAAGCCGCAUGCAGCUCCAGCCCAAGGCUCCGAGGCUACCGCAGCAGCGAAGGAGCCUUUGAAGGAGGCGUCCGCUCCAGCAGCUGCAGUGCCAGCGCGCGCGCAACAUGCAACCGGCCGGGCGGGUGACCCUCCUGGAGCCGCGCAAGGUGCCAAGCCCGCCAGCAGGGCCACAGACCAGGGCCAACAUGCACCGGUUGUGCCGGAGGCUGCCGCCGGGACCUCGGCUGCCGGCGCUGCUGCGCCACAGCAAGCAGCAGCGCCCAUCAACGCUGGUCGCCCCUCAGCACAACCGCUACCGCAGCACCCUGCAGUUUACCGGGGCCGCGAUGGAGGUGUAUCAGGCGCUGCCGUAUCCGCCAACCCUGCAGCUGCCCCGGCUGAGGUGCGGCGACCGGCUGCUCCGUCGGCCCGUGCACCUGCGGAGGCAGCACCUGGCCCAGCGGCAGUUGGCGGGCGACCCGUGGCGAACAACGCUUCGGGCGCUGGGGCAUCAGGGUCCUCUGGUGUUGCAGCGCAGUCCGACAGCGAGGCUGCCUCAGCUCGAGUAGCCGCUGCGGUUGCAGCGGCCGCUGCAAAGCCAUUGCCUCCUACCGGUACGACGCCGAUAAAGGUGUUCGCGCCGGUUGCAUUGCCACGCCUGGACGACAUUGGCAAGCACGAGCGGAGCGAGGUCUUUGAGCUGCAGCGGCAACUGUCAGAGCUGCGGGAGAUGUACGACGAGCUGAAGGUUACCAAGAUUCAGGAGCUGGAGAGGGUGCUGGCGGAGCAGGUCGAGUACACCGAGGAGAUGGUGCGGCAUGCGGACCAGCGGGCACGGCGCUGGCAGCAGGCUGCCGAGCGCGCGCAGCAGGAGGCGAAGGAAGCCCGCUCAGAGGAGACGGCACAGCGCAUUGCCGCGCUGGAGGCCCAGGUUGUUGAGCUCCUGAAGGAGAACAGCGAGCUGCUGCUGCGUGUGGUGCAGCGGGAAGGGGAGCUGGCGCAGAGCCAGCAGGCGUACCACGAUCUGCGGGCGGAGAUGCUACAGCUCCAAGCCGCUCGUGCCAGUGGCCACAAGGAGGGAGGCGACGGUGGCGAGGGUGACGGCGAGGGCAAAGGCUUGGCGGAUGACAAGCAGCCCGAGGACAAGGGCAAUGCGGGGGAGGCCGCCGCUGGAGACCGGGCCCCUGAAGGCGACGGCAUGGAACAGGAUCAGGCGAGGCCUUCGCCGGUGAUUAGCCUGCGGAGGAGUUUUGCCUCGCCGACCGUGACCCUGGGCACCAUGCUGCCCGCCGCGGACUCUCACAUUGGCCGCGCCGUGGCGCUGCAGUUCCCGACUCCUUCUCCUGGUGUGGCCGUGCAGUACCCGACACCGGGCAUUAACAGCAACCUCAUGCGUCUUCAGGACAUGCUGGGCAACCUCAUUUCGAUGCCCGGCUCAGGCAGUCGCAGCCGAGGGCCGGGGGUUAGCAUCGAGUGCCAGCGCAUUGUCGACAUGCUUCCCAACUGGGCCGGCAUCAGGACUCAGUCGCCGAGCAUCCGAUCAUGCCUGGCGUCGGGUCUGACACCGCAAGUGGAGCAGGGAGAGGUCACGCAAGCGGGAGCUAGCGAUGCCCAGGGGGUUACGCCAUCCGCUGCUGCGGCCCAGCAGCAGGAGCAGGCGGGGACGCUGCUGCCUUCGAGUAACGGCAGGCGCUCGUCCGGAAGCCCCAUUGACGGCAUCUGCGGUGCCGACCAGCGCAAGACCGGGGUUCCUAACUUAACAGCGGACAUUUCCUUUGCACAUGGAAUGGGCGCACCCGAGGCUUUCGCGCUGCAGGGGCAGUACACCUUUGUGGAUCUCAAUCCCGCGUCGGCGCGCAAGACGGAACGCCCUCCGAGCAUGGCAGCAGGAUUCGCCGCCGCCCUUGGUGGCGCCAUUGCAGCCGCCGAUGGCGACCGACCCCAACAGGUUGCACAGCUUACGGCCGGAAGCGGUGUGGCGCAUGAGGCUGGUAGCCCUGGGGCCAACGUCACCGGCCCGCUGCGGUUCUCGCCGUUGGGACGUGCAAAGGCACCGGUCCCCAUGUUUGCUACCGGUGGAGUAACCUGUGGACUGCCGCACAGCACGGGGGCUGGCAUGGCCGUCAUGAAUUCGGGCUCCGUGGCGAGCAACCAGGACAGCUGCACGGUCAACGGGCUGGUUGCUCGCGCCAAACUGCAUCUUGAGGGGCUGCAGCGCAGCGCCUCGGCCCUCGCGGGCCUCAGCCCCAACAAGCAGCCGGCCAACGACACGGCGCAGGUGGAUGCAGCCGUAGCCGGGGGCAGCCGCUCUCCUGUGGUGGAAAACCGCCGGCAGUCGCGCCUGUACGUGCCUAGCCCACUUGGUAGGGCCACGUCUGGGCGGCAGACGGAGCAGCAGGUUGAGCCUGUGCCGGAGAUGGAGGAGCCACCAAAGGAGGCGGAGCCUAGCCGCCCGCCGCCUCAGCGGACGCCCAUUACGGGACCCACGCCGCGCACUGCAAAGCUCGCGGUGUACGAGAAGCUGACCGACUGGCACAUCGAAGACGCGACAACCAAGCCAGAGAGGUGCAUCAUGACACACAUCCCAUCGGGCGUGUCGUUCGAACUUCGCGAGGCUAGCCUGGAGGACAUGGAGCUGGAGGCGGAGCUGUCGCUGGAGCGACCCGAGGGUCAGGCGAACGGCGCUGGCGGCAGCACGGCGGCACUGGCCAAUCAGCCGAGGCUCAUGGUAUAUACGCCCCUAAGUCUCGGCUCUGUGGAAGAGCACCUGCCGGAGUACUAUAAGGAGACACUACAGUUUCCGGAGAACCAGCGGAAGGCAUUUACCGAUCGCCUAAGAAAGGCCGUAGCCGAUGCCCUCGCGGCCAAGAAGCAAUGAUUUGCCAAGCCUCCGUGGGGCAGGAUGCUGGGCCGCAACCCUCGCUUAAGGUGGUCAAGACCAUCUACCGACAACAACAUUGCCUUACGCCAGCUUCCUUUUUUUGGCGAACGCAGGCGCGUGCCUUUGCUUGCCGUACACUUCUUUUUCCGGUUUCAUGCGCCAUUACCUUGCGCUGCAAAGGCUGGUUCAGGGAGGGCUCCCCUGGUGGCCUUGUGUCAUAAUGGACUCCUUGUAGGACAGCUACUUAGGGUUCAACUUUUCUGCGGUCUCGUAUCUUGACCGGGUGGAUGAUAUCGUAGGCUAGUUGUGAGCUGCAUGCUGUACACUAUGAAAGAGGAGGUAUUUGAAGAUCUGAUGCCAGCAACCCUGUGCGGCUUUCGCAAGUCCUAAUGGUUUUGUGAGUGGUU